AUGAACGUCGCCGUGGCUAUUGCUUCGGCUGAAGCGCUUCCCGAGCGCAUAUUAUUCCCCCAAAUCUACUUGCAGCAAUAUAAGCAACAGCUACGCGAGCUGAGGGAGCGUCUUACGCUUUUAGUACAUGACUACGAGAAUGAAGAAGAUGAGCUUCUCUGGGAUGGGGAGCAGAUGUCUGCAGUUCCCCGCGAGAGUGUUUGGCAAAAUCUCUGCAUGCUGCAGGAUUGCAGCGACAUUUUGGAUAGAGCAAUCAAUUUAUACCGACAAAAAAUUGACGAGAGCGCAGCUGUAGAUUUUGAAAAUGUUGAGCUCGAGCGGACACAGAGCAGUUCAUCACUUGAGUGCGUUUCGUCCGACGGCAUUGAGGAAGAGUCACGCUUAGAAUUCGAAGAUGUAGAGCCUGUGAAAGGACGCAAAGCGGCUGUGGCGCUUAAUAAUAAUGUGACUGAGCGCGUACAGAGAGCAUUGCAAAACGAAGACGAGUUUGAGAGGUUCAAAGCCAAUGCACUCGAAUUUGGUAUGGGCCACGUCUCGGCCGAGAACUUUUAUGGGUAUCUAUCGCAGCAAAUUCCAGCUACUAUUCUAGAUUCGAUUAUUGUCGAUUUUGCACGCUUACUGCCUCAAUCUGCUCUCAGACGGCCAUUACUUAAGAUGCACUAUGAACAUAUGCGGCUACAGUUGGCCAGACCGAGCAUCGCUAAAUACAGGAACAAGAGCUACAGCACUAGUGUGAUUUCACGAUCGUCCUCGUCGUCCAGUAUUGACGAAGCUGACAGCGGAGACGAAGAAGGUGGAGAAUAUCCGUCAACGAUUCGGUUGAGGACGUUUAACCACCUUGUAUUCGUCAUCCACGGUAUCGGGCAACACAUUGACUUUCGUGAUGGAGAAUUCAAGUCAUGGAAUGGACAAACUGGUGUUGAAGGUGGCAACCAUGCGUUUCGAGAUAUCUUUCGGACAAUGCUAGAGACGACAUUUCAAGAUGUUCCUUUAGCACUAGAAAUGCAAUCCAUCGAGUGGCAUGAAGAUCUUCAUGAUACAACGGGUCUAGACAACAUUUUUGAUCUCAUUUGUCCGGAUGGGUUAUCUGCGAUUCGUGAGUUUAACAAAGAAACAUUUAUGGACGUGCUGUACUAUUUAUCACCACGUUAUGGUCAGCUGAUUGUUGAUUCGGUCACGCAGCAACUAAACGAAAAGUACCGGGUUUUUAUGAACGAGCACCCAGGCUGGGAUGGUAAGGUGUCUAUUUUUGCUCAUUCGCUGGGCUCAAUGAUCUCGUACGACAUCCUCACGCACAAAGCAGGCGAAGUAGCCAUCAACGGUAUUUCGUUUCCGGGUCUUGAAUUCGAGAUUGAUAACUUCUUCGGAGUUGGGUCUCCGGUUGGAGUGAUGAUCAUGGCAAGAGGAGAUCUCAAAAUUGAGGAUGGAGAAUUUACUCCAGGUAUCAAGAUCCCGAAUUGUCGUCGAUACUUUAAUGUUUACCAUCCAAUCGACCCUAUUGCAUAUCGUAUCGAGCCAUUGAUUAAGCAAGAGAUGCAUGAUAAGGUUCCAGUUCAACUGAUGCAGUAUAGUGCAGUCAAGGAUCAGACAUUUGGUCAGCUGCAGGAGGUAUGGGAAGGCCUGACUGGUCCAGUUCACGGAUUUUCGUAUCGUCAUGACUACAUGAUGCGACGACGAAAACACGAGCAAGGCGUGAUGGAAGUGGCUUUCGCGGCUGCCUCGCAUUCAUCGUACUGGAUGAGCGAUGACGUCGUGCUCUUUACCAUCAUGCAGUUGUGUCAGCCUGUGGUCGAUACGCUGCACCGAUAUAUGAGUGCCCGGGUUCCUCUUCCGAAACUUACGAGAAAACUUGUAGAUCUUACACCCUAUACAAAAGUCCUUAUGUCUGCGACCGCUCUUGUUCGCGACCGAUGCACAGGUUUCUCACACGAACAGAUUGUUUUGAUCGACAAGGACCGUCUCUACUUCCUGUCACGUCUCAAUGAGGUCACCUGUCGUCGAAAAUGGCGUAUUCAACUCACGGCGGCGACAAAAUUUCUCAUCGGGGACGAUCCUCUGAUCAUCAAAGUCUUUAAUGGUGAUACCUCUAUUUUGGAUGCUGAUGCCGCAUCAACAUCGAGCAACGUUUCGCCGAUUGGUGUUCACAUUUUGAAGGCCGCAUCAACGCCGGUGCGUGAUGCAUGGAUAGACGUGAUCAACAAAACGAUUUUAAAAGCCAGCAAAUCCUUCACCGACAAAGCACCAAACGAUAAGACGCUUAGAGUUACUGCAAACCUCGUGGAUUUGCCAAGCGGCAGGUGCAUUGACUACUUCAAUGCAGUCAAGGCAGGGUAUCUUAAGGAAAAAAGCGUUAAUGGGUGGUACGAUUCGUGGAGCGAUCGAUGGCUUGUUCUCCACGACAACCACCUGUCCUGCUUUGAGAAUUCGCCUAAACUUGAUUCUGUCUCACAAUUUCCGCUUUGGAAAACAAAGGCAUUCUGCUUUGAACGCGAGUAUUUGAUUCGAAUGGUAGCUCGUCGUGGAGCUGCAUGUGAAAUGCGCGUGCAGAAUCAAUAUUCAUUCAAUCGUUGGGUCAAUGUCUUUGAGAAUAUUCCAACCGUUGAGAUCAUCCGUCAUGAGGAUUUAUUGGAGAACAGUCCAUCCUCAGUUCUUAUUAUGACUGAAGACUCAAAGGGAAAUUUUGAUGGUGCUGAUAAUACGGACAAAGGUGGUGAAUGGCUCCAAACGAAAAUUGAAGGGCAUCAUAUUCUAAUUGAUGAGAAUGACCAAGAAUAUGUCGCUUUUGUCAUUCAAGUAGCCUCAUCCACUGCAGGAACAAACAUUGUACAACGCCGGUAUUCAGAGUUUACAAAGUUGCAUCGUGAAUUGCGCAAAAUGUUUCAACCCGAGCAGCUUCCAGCACUACCUGGCACGAGAAUGUGGAACAAGUUUGAACCGAGUUAUCUGAAGCAAAAAGCGAUUAGUCUCCACGGAUAUUUGAACGAGGUCUGCAAAAGAUGUGCCAAUACCCGUGCCCAACCGCUUCUAUUAAAGUUUUUAGAGCUCGCUCCAUCCAUUUCUGAGGAAUCAACUAAGUCUGCCGAGAAGGAAAAUGCUUAA
Plasmopara halstedii is the source of this 3099-nucleotide messenger RNA. RefSeq lists its product as hypothetical. Gene Ontology annotation, cellular component: cytoplasm. The record is from RefSeq and is a predicted model, not a curated record. The coding region runs from base 1 to 3099 and encodes 1032 amino acids. Lineage: Eukaryota; Oomycota; Peronosporomycetes; Peronosporales; Peronosporaceae. The transcript has 7 exons. Gene Ontology annotation, molecular function: glycerophospholipase activity; phosphatidylinositol binding; metal ion binding.